AUGCCAACAGAUGACCCAGACAAGGUCGUUCAUACAUUCAUCGCCACAUCUUCCAGAGCCCCUCCAUCAUCCUCUUGGCCCGCGAUUCCUCCAGCUAAACUGCUUGAUGACCGUAACCGCGACCCAGGCACACGCAACGAUGGCGACGGUGAUGCGAAGCUCUCGCGCCAGUUCCGCGGCCGAUUGCGGGAGAAAGAAGGUGUGGGCGUGGUUGAUUGCCCCCGAAUGCUGGGCCGAGAGGAGGAACUGCUCCAUUGCGCCGAUUGA
This is a messenger RNA of Trichoderma aggressivum f. europaeum, 267 nucleotides long. RefSeq lists its product as uncharacterized. The transcript has a single exon. Lineage: Eukaryota; Fungi; Ascomycota; Sordariomycetes; Hypocreales; Hypocreaceae. The record is from RefSeq and is a predicted model, not a curated record. The coding region runs from base 1 to 267 and encodes 88 amino acids.